This is a messenger RNA of Mustela erminea (ermine), 2079 nucleotides long. It is a transcript of the gene MEN1, whose product is annotated as menin 1. The transcript has 10 exons. Gene Ontology annotation, biological process: regulation of transcription by RNA polymerase II; negative regulation of cell cycle; negative regulation of cell population proliferation. Gene Ontology annotation, cellular component: chromatin; nucleus; histone methyltransferase complex. Lineage: Eukaryota; Metazoa; Chordata; Mammalia; Carnivora; Mustelidae. The coding region runs from base 122 to 1954 and encodes 610 amino acids. The record is from RefSeq and is a predicted model, not a curated record. Gene Ontology annotation, molecular function: Y-form DNA binding; chromatin binding; transcription cis-regulatory region binding.
CUGCACUUCCCGGCAGGCGGUGCGGCCCAAGGGGCGGAACUCCAUUUCCCAGCAGGCUCCAGGCGGCGGGCGCCGUGGUGCCUUGUGUGGGAUGUAAGCGCGGAGGCCGAGGCCCGCCGCCAUGGGGCUGAAGGCCGCCCAGAAGACGCUGUUCCCGCUGCGCUCCAUCGACGACGUGGUGCGGCUGUUCGCCGCUGAGUUGGGCCGAGAGGAACCGGACCUGGUGCUCCUGUCCUUGGUACUGGGCUUCGUGGAGCAUUUCCUUGCUGUCAACCGCGUCAUCCCCACCAAUGUGCCCGAGCUCACCUUCCAGCCCAGCCCCGCGCCCGACCCACCUGGCGGGCUUACCUACUUCCCUGUGGCUGACCUGUCCAUCAUCGCUGCGCUGUAUGCCCGCUUCACCGCCCAGAUCCGUGGCGCUGUCGACCUGUCUCUCUACCCGCGAGAGGGGGGUGUCUCCAGCCGAGAACUGGUGAAGAAGGUCUCCGAUGUCAUCUGGAACAGCCUCAGCCGCUCCUACUUCAAGGAUCGGGCCCACAUCCAAUCCCUCUUCAGCUUCAUCACAGGCACAAAACUGGACAGCUCUGGUGUGGCUUUUGCCGUGGUGGGGGCCUGCCAGGCUCUGGGUCUCCGCGAUGUCCACCUGGCCCUGUCCGAGGACCACGCCUGGGUAGUGUUUGGGCCCAACGGAGAACAGACAGCUGAGGUCACUUGGCAUGGCAAGGGCAACGAGGAUCGCAGGGGCCAGACGGUCAACGCGGGUGUGGCUGAGCGGAGCUGGCUGUACCUGAAAGGCUCGUACUUGCGCUGUGACCGCAAGAUGGAGGUGGCGUUCAUGGUGUGUGCCAUCAACCCUUCCAUCGACCUGCACACCGACUCCCUGGAGCUGCUGCAGCUCCAGCAGAAGUUGCUCUGGCUGCUCUAUGACCUGGGACAUCUGGAAAGGUACCCCAUGGCACUGGGGAACCUGGCGGAUCUGGAGGAACUGGAGCCCACCCCCGGCCGGCCAGACCCACUCACCCUCUACCACAAGGGCAUUGCCUCAGCCAAGACCUACUACCGGGAUGAGCACAUCUACCCCUACAUGUACCUGGCCGGCUACCACUGUCGCAACCGCAAUGUGCGCGAAGCCCUCCAGGCCUGGGCUGACACGGCCACUGUCAUCCAGGACUACAACUACUGCCGUGAGGACGAGGAGAUCUACAAGGAGUUCUUCGAAGUAGCCAAUGAUGUCAUCCCCAACUUGCUGAAGGAGGCAGCCAGCCUGCUGGAGGCCGGCGAGGAGCGGCCAGGGGAGCAGACCCAGGGUGCCCAGAGCCAGGGUUCUGCCCUGCAGGACCCGGAGUGCUUUGCCCACCUGCUGCGGUUCUAUGACGGCAUCUGCAAGUGGGAAGAGGGCAGCCCCACGCCGGUGCUGCACGUGGGCUGGGCCACCUUCCUUGUGCAGUCCCUAGGCCGGUUCGAGGGACAGGUACGGCAGAAGGUGCGCAUCGUGAGUCGGGAGGCCGAGGCGGCCGAGGCGGAGGAGCUUUGGGGCGAGGAAGCCCGUGAAGGACGCCGGCGAGGCCCGCGGCGUGAGUCCAAGCCUGAGGAGCCGCCGCCGCCUAAAAAGCCGGCGCUGGAUAAGGUCCCGGGCGGAGGCCAGGGGGCGAUGUCAGGACCUCCUCGGAAGCCCCCAGGGACGGUCCCCGGCACCGCCCGCGGCCCGGAAGGAGGCAGCACGGCUCCGGCGCCAGCGCCUGCGGCGUCGCCACCGCCCGAGGGCCCGGUGCUCACUUUCCAGAGCGAGAAGAUGAAGGGCAUGAAGGAGCUGCUGGUGGCCACCAAGAUCAACUCGAGCGCCAUCAAGCUGCAGCUCACGGCGCAGUCACAAGUGCAGAUGAAGAAGCAGAAGGUGUCUACACCUAGCGACUACACGCUUUCCUUCCUCAAGCGCCAGCGCAAGGGCCUCUGAACUACCUGCCGGCCCUUGCGGUGGGGGGACAAGGGCACUCGGUCCCGAUGGAGGGGCCACCCCCGUCACCCCCACCCGGCCCUCGAGCCCAAGCCACGCCCCCGGGCCAAGGGGGCCUGAGCCCC